Molecule: messenger RNA, 726 nt
Organism: Asparagus officinalis (garden asparagus)
Lineage: Eukaryota; Viridiplantae; Streptophyta; Magnoliopsida; Asparagales; Asparagaceae
Exons: 5
Coding region: 7-726 (239 amino acids)
Source: RefSeq, a predicted model, not a curated record
UGAAUAAUGCAGAUAGAGCCUAGCUUAAAGGCAAGCAACAAAACUACCCAUGAAGUGGAUUCUCCGACUAAAACUCUUCAGGGUUGGCAUGCAAAAGGAAAAUGUCCAGAAGGGACAGUCCCAAUACGAAGAGUUAGAAAGGUGGAUAUCCUGAGGGGAGCCUCAGUCGAAAGCUUCGGAAAGAAACAUCCAUCAUUCCAUAUUUCGCGGGAAAAUGAAGAACCUGCAGAUACUGUAUCUAAUGGGCAUGAGCACUCUGUAGUUGUGCAGAGUGGUGAUCGAUAUUACGGAGCGAAUGCUGACAUAAACUUGUGGAGUCCUCGUGUCAGACCCAAUGAUUUCAGUCUUUCGCAGAUAUGGAUUAUAUCAGACGAGAGCAUUCAGAACACAGCUGAAGUAGGAAUCAUGGUAUAUCCAAAGCUUUAUGGAGACUAUGAGAGUAGACUCUUUGUAUACUGGACGGCGGAUGAUUACAAGAGCACAGGUUGCUACAAUUUGAUCUGUUCAGGUUUUGUUCAAGUCAGCAACUCUAUCGCCUUAGGUACCGCAUUUUCCCCACCAUCUACUUAUGAAGGGGUUCAGUACAGCAUCACUAUCUUCAUUAUCAAGAGUUCUUCUACAGAAUUGAUUGAUUGUGUUGAUAUCUACAAGCAACCGGCAUUCGACCAUCCAUUACUUCUGAAUCACACACUGCAGGUUUAUCUAAUUCUUUUUGGACUUCCGUAA